This is a messenger RNA of Cladocopium goreaui, 913 nucleotides long. The record is from the annotation of a GenBank genome assembly. Lineage: Eukaryota; Dinophyceae; Suessiales; Symbiodiniaceae.
CCCCAACCUUUCAGGUAGGAUCCCCCCAACGUGGGCCCGAUCUGAUGGAGGAGUGUCUCGUGGGAUGUUUCCGUUGGUUACAUGCCAUGAAUCGCACCAUGUCCGCUCCCGUCCCGAAGUUUCCGCGGAUAGCACGGAGGCAAGGAUAUGAGUUGUGUGGGACACCCAAGAUAACCUACUCGGCCAAGAUCAAAGAAGACAAGGAAGAUACGGCCUGGACACCCAAACAUCAUGUCAUGGAGCCCAAAGAUCCCAAAACAAAGCGAUUUGAGAAGGUUUCACAGCAUUUGCGAGAGUUCAUGAGUCGGACACAGCUGUUGCCAGCUGAUCUCACCUUUGACAAGACCUACAAGAUCCUCUCACAGCUGGAGGUUGUGGCAGAGGCGAAGAUGGCGACCGAGAAAAAAAGGGUCGCGGACUCCACGGACUCCACCGACGACGAGGCCAGCGAAGCUGGAAACUCUGGAAACUGGGAAAGUCCCAUCUCCUCUGCGGAAAGUCCUCCAUCCACAGCCGCCACAGCCGAACCACAAAAAAUCGCCCAAGUUUCCGACUGCGACAAAGUUCUCGCGGUGCAUCGCUUUAUGCUGAAAGAGGUACGGAAGUUUGUGGAAGAAUUUAAGUCAGCACCUGGUGUCUUCUAUGAUUUUGACACAGCCAGGCUGUGCACAGGAGUUGCAACACUUGUGAAACUGGAAGACAAAUUUCAAUUGACCAAGGCGGAUUUGGACGCUUUGAUGGCACAACAUCAAGAGAAGCUCAGGAAAACAUCUGACUUCCGUCAUGUGACUGAUGAAAUCAAUGAGCUUUUAACUGAAUUCGAUGAGCCAUAGUCUGGACAAUGCUCUACCCACUGUACAGUUCCCCUGACAUAGCCAGGAACGUUUUGGAACCCAUUGGAACCCAGAAAAGA